UGAAGAAAAAAGAAAACUCUUGUGCAGCAACCCUGGUGAGGAGCUGUUAAGCCUGCACUCGCCUUCCUGUGGCCCCGGGCUUGAGAACCUCUGACUGAUUGCAGUUUGUCCAUGUGACUCGGUUUCCGCUGCCUGCCUGCUUCCGUGAAUAGUAAAAAGAGGCAUCAGUGCUUCAGUCAGCGCAGAGGAGAGAAGCUGAACUUCACACGCUCUGAACACACUCUGCAAGCAGCGAGGCAACCAGCGAUAUGGUCAGGGGAUCAACCGUCAGUGGCUUGGGAAAUCCACACCUAACCACCAGUCAGUGAGGAUGAUAAAAUGCCAGUCCACGGACUCACUCCCAUCCUGCUUUGCUUGUUACCCAUGUGGAGAAUCCUGACACCAGUUGCAAGUCAUCCACAACCCAGCCGAUGUCAGCUGAUACAAAGAACAGCUCUCUGCAACGAUGCCGAGCUCUCCUCUGUGCCCAUGGGACUGCCAGACAACAUAGAGGAGCUUCAGCUUAACUACAACCACAUUAAAACACUACAGGACUCCGCUCUGCUCCGUUACCCCUCACUAAAGACCCUGAGCCUCGCUUGCAAUAAUUUGGAGAGAAUAGAAUCAAACACUUUUCAGAACUCACAACUGUUAGAAAGCCUUAAUCUAGCAAAUAACAAUAUUUCUAGUGGCAGCCUCGCGUUAAAAAAGCUACAUGGCCUCAGAGCUCUGGAUCUCUCUGAAAAUAGGCUAGACGAUGAAAUGGCUGCCACUCUCCUUGAGAACCUAACAUCCCUGGAGUAUCUCAAUCUUUCCGGAAACCUCUUGCGGAGAGUGGACGAGACCUCGUUCAGAGAUCUCCACCAACUCAAAGAAUUGGACCUGCAAAGAAACUUCAUUUUUGAGAUCGAUAGCGCCUUCGACACCAACACCAAACUUCAGCGGCUGAACCUGGCCUUCAACUACCUGCCUUGUCUGACUGACUUCCACAUGACGCAGCUGGUCGUCCUCAACGCCAGCUACAACACCAUCGAGUGGUUCAUCUCCAGGCAAGACCUCAAUGAGACUUUCCAGCUGGAAACGCUCGAUCUUUCCAACAACAGACUGCUCUUCUUUCCGUUCUUGCCCAGCCACAGUCGUUUACGGAACCUUUACCUCUCCCACAACGUCAUUAGUUUCUACGAACGCUUGUCGCGCAACGUCACGCACCCAAACUCAACCACAACCGUUGAGUUCUACAAUCUGAAGAGCUACAUGCAAAAUGUGACCGCUCAGCUGUGGGAUGACGACCUUCACGGUGAUAUCUGCUCUUUAGAGAUUUUAGAUCUGAGAGGAAACCAGGUGGAUUAUUUCCCCGAAGGAUUCAUCCAGAAAAUGCCAAAACUGUCCAGACUUCAAAUGUGCACAAACUGCCUGGAGACUUUAAAUCUAACAGCAGAACAGUUCUCUGGCAGCUUGUACGAGCUGGACGUCAGCAACAACAGACUGAACCAGAUUUUGGCAGACGAGGAUACACUGACCACUCUGAGCAAUUUGACGUAUUUUAACCUGAGCCUGAACGGUCUGGAGAGGCUGCCACUGGGUUUGUUUUCCUCACUGCCAAGCAUCCGCUCAGUGGAUCUCAGCUCCAACAACAUUGACAUUUGCCUUUCUGAGGAAGCUGAGAUCACUACACACACUCUUUCAUCUUGCGUGGACUGGAAGAACAUUGCAUCCUUAAGGCAGCUUUACCUAAAGGGAUGCAACCUUAAAAUAAUUCCAAACUCUGCAUUCACAGGUUUGUUAUUGACACACUUAGAACUGUCUGACAACCCUGGACUCCAUGUCAAAGAAUCAAUACAGAGACUGAGCAGAACGUUGCAGCAUCUAGGUGUAGGAAAUACUCAAAUACACGACUUCGACUUCUCCCGCUUUCACAGUCUGAAGUCUUUAAACAUUUCAAAGAACUCUCUCGCUCACUUACCCCCUUCACUUCCAGACCUCGACCUGAAAGUGCUCGACUUGAGGGACAACCAACUGUCCACUAUCCACUCAGCUCAUGCUGAAGCCUUAGCCCCGAAACUUCAGACUGUUUUUCUCACAGGAAAUCCAUUCAACUGCUGUCAAACAGAAUGGUUCAGGACAUUCGAGACAACGAGGACAAUCAAUAUAGUUGGACAAUCAGAAAUCGAAUGUGAGGAUCUCUUCGGAACGGAGCGUAUCACUGACCACUCAUUUUCCUGUUUCGAAGAAGAGGGGGAGUCUAUACUCUGGUACAUUCUGCUUCUUUUACCUGUGUGUGUUUCUUUUAUGGGAAUUUCCAUUAUUGUCUUCCUCACAUUCAAGCCCAAAAUGCUACAAAAAUCGAUCAAAAAGAAAUGCUUCAAGCCUACAUCUUACUGAUACUUUAUAAACCCUGAAUGAGCUAUGUUUUGUACAGUAAAUGUAACAGAAUGUAUGUUGGAAAUAAAUUCACUUCACUGUAAGACUGUCUACAAUAAUGAAGUACUGUAAAAGUUUUUCACAUGGCUAUGCAUUGUUCAGUAAAGUGUGGCUGAAUGCCAGGCCCUGAUCCUGA
Acanthochromis polyacanthus (spiny chromis) is the source of this 2536-nucleotide messenger RNA. It is a transcript of the gene nrros, whose product is annotated as negative regulator of reactive oxygen species. The record is from RefSeq and is a predicted model, not a curated record. Gene Ontology annotation, molecular function: protein binding. The coding region runs from base 319 to 2361 and encodes 680 amino acids. NCBI's taxonomy places the organism in Eukaryota, Metazoa, Chordata, Actinopteri, Pomacentridae. The transcript has 3 exons.